AUGAUACCACCAUGUUCACAAUGUGGUAAAGAUGACUUUAAAAAGACUUGUGAUCGAAAAGCUCAUCUUAAAAGAAAGUUUAAAUACAAACCAAAACCUAUUUCACAGAUCAAAGACCAAGUGAUUGUUCAAGAUCUGGGAGCCAAAACAAAUACUUUAUCAGAAAAAUGUCUUCAAAAAGCAUUAGAAGCUUACUUUGCCUAUCAAGAUGGACAUACAGAACAUCUUAAACAAAUCUUCUGA
This is a messenger RNA of Racocetra persica, 243 nucleotides long. The record is from the annotation of a GenBank genome assembly. Lineage: Eukaryota; Fungi; Glomeromycota; Glomeromycetes; Diversisporales; Gigasporaceae.